CGCGCAUGCGCUGCCCGUGCGGAAAUACGUCACACGCGGGAAACAGAACCUGUUCCUGUGGUUACGGUGAGGCUGGUUAUCAAUAGCACGCUCAGUCACAAUGUCGAAAAUCGAGAAGAUGAGCAUCCUCGGAGUGAGGAGUUUUGGAGUUGAGGACAAGGACAAGCAAAUAAUUACGUUCUUCAGUCCUCUGACGGUGCUGGUCGGACCAAACGGAGCUGGAAAAACGACUAUUAUCGAGUGUCUUAAAUAUGUCACCUCGGGAGAUUUCCCACCUGGAAGUAAAGGAAACACUUUUGUUCAUGAUCCAAAGGACGCCCACGAGACAGACGUACGCGCUCAGAUCCGGCUGCAGUUCCGAGACGUUAACGGCGAUCCUGUAGCUGUUCAGCGAUCCAUGCAGAGCACGCAGAAGGGCAAGAAAGCACCUGAGUUCAAAACCCUGGAGGGCGUCAUCACCAGGAUAAAGCAUGGAGAGAAGGUCAGUCUGAGCUCCAAGUGUGCUGAGAUAGACCGUGAGAUGAUCUCAGCUCUGGGUGUUUCUAAAGCAGUGCUUAAUCAUGUCAUCUUCUGCCACCAAGAGGAGUCGAACUGGCCUCUGAGUGAAGGGAAAGCCCUCAAGCAGAAAUUUGAUGAAAUUUUCUCAGCAACCAGGUACAUCAAAGUGCUGGAAACGCUUCGUCAGUUAAGGCUGAAGCAGACGAACACGGUCAAGACCUGUCAGAUGGAGCUGAAAUAUUUAAAGCAGAAUAAAGAUAAGGCUCAGGAGAUAAAGGAACUGCUGUCCACUAAAGAAGGACAACUAGUGGCUUCUAAAGAGAGCGUGCGGCGCGUCGAGGACCAGAUCGACCCCAUGGAGAAUCGCUUGAAUGACAUUGAUGACAAUCUGGGCAAAGUCAUGAAACUGGACAAUGACAUCAAGGCUCUGGACAGCAGGAAGAGACAGAUGGAGGACGACAACCGAGAACUGGAGGAGAAGAUGGAGCAGGUGUUUCAGGGUUCAGAUGAGCAGCUACAGGAGAUGUACGAGAAUCACCAGGUGACCGUGAAGAAGAAAGAGAAGAGGCUGACAGAAUGUCAGCGUGAUCUGGAGAGAGCGGCUCGUGAGUGCCAGAGGAUGAACUCCAUGAAAUCAGAACUGCUUGUUGAACAGGGUCGUCUCCAGAUGGAAGCGGACAAGCAGGCGUUACAUAUAAAGGGCCGAGAUACUCAGGUGAAGUCUUUAGCUUCUUAUCUGGACAUGGAAGGAUACGACAGAGCUCCAUUCAGUGAGAGACAGCUCCAGAGCUUCCACAGUCAAGUCAGAGAGAGACAGGACCAAGAGACCAAGGCCCUCAGCAGGGUUAUGAUUGACCUGCAAGAGAAAGAAACACAGAAACAGCAGAACAUUGAUGAGAUUCGUGACAAGAAGACCGGCCUGGAGAGGACCAUCGAGCUGAAGAAGGACAUACAGGUGAAGAAGCAGCAAGAGUUAAGGAAUGUUAAAUCUGACCUGCAGAGACUGGAAGGUUCCUCAUCCAGACUUCAGGAGUUGGAGAGUGAGCUCACCAAAGCAGAGCGAGAGCUGGAGAAGGUUGUGCAGGGUUCCACUGUGGACCUUCUCAAAACAGAGGUGCAGGAGCUACAGAGAGAAAAGAUGGAACUGGACCAAACCCAGCGUAAACUCGACCAGGAAAUGGAAACCCUCAACAUACACACCUCAGCACGCACACAAAUGGACAUGCUGAAGAAAGAUAAAACUGACAAAGAAGAUCAAGUAAGGAAGAUUAAGUCCAGGCACAAUGAGGACCUGGUGUCUCUGCUGGGUCACUUUCCUAACAAGAGAGAGCUUGAGGACUGGAUUCAUAGCAAAUCCCGAGAGAUCAACAGUAUCCGAGAUAAGCUGGGCAAACUGAAUAAGGAGCUGGCAUCCAGAGAGCAAAAUAAGAGUCACUGUACAACUGAGAUUCGACGCAAAGAGCAGCAGCUGGCCAGCUAUGAGGAGAAACUCUUCAAUGUGUGCGGCAGUCAGGACUUCGAGUCUGAUCUGAGCAAACUGCAGGAGGACCUGGAGAAGAGCUCCAAGCAGAGAGCGAUGCUGGCAGGAGCCACGGCCGUGUACACGCAGUUCAUCAGCCAGCUGACGGAGGAGGGGGAGCCGUGCUGCCCAGUCUGUCAGCGUGUCUUCCCCUCCGAGACUGAGCUCCAGGACGUCAUUAACGACAUGCAGUCCAAACUGCGCCUGGUCCCAGACAAGCUGAAGAACACAGAGCAGGACCUGAAGAGGAAGGAACGCAAGCGUGAUGACAUGAUGGCUCUCAAACCCGUCAGGCAGUCCAUUGCAGAGCUGAGUGAGAAGGAUCUGCCAGAGUUAAGGAAUAAACUGCAGAGCGUGAACCGUGAAAUAGAGAAACUGAAGAGAGAGAUUGAGGAGCAGGAGAGUCUGCUGUCUCUGCUAAUCUCCGAGGAGGACACGGGCAAAGCCUGCCUACAGGAUGUCUCUCUUAUGGACCGCUACCAGCUCGAUCUGAAGGAAGUGGAGAGGAAGAUAGCGCAGCACACAGCCAAGCUACAGGGCGUGGACCUGAGCCGCACGAUGCAGCACGUCAGCCAGGAGAAGCAGGAGGUCCAGCAUCGCCUCGACACCACGUGCAGUAAGAUGGAGCUGAAACGCAAACUGAUCCAGGACCAGCAGGAGCAGAUACAGACCCUAAAGAGCAGCGUGAAUGAGGUCCGAGGUGAAAAGCUUCAGAUUUCCAGUAACAUGCAGAAGCAGCAGCAGCUGGAGGAGCAGUGUGUGGAGUUGAGUGCCGGAGUACAGGAACUGCAGAGAGAAAUCCGGGAUGCUAAGGAGCAGGUUUCUCCACUGGCCAUCACUUUAGAGAAGCUCCAGCAUGAGAAGCAGGAUCUGAUCGAGCGCAGACGGCAGAAACAGAGUGAAGGCCAGGAGAAGAUCGAUGCCAUCAAAGAGAGAGUAAAAAGUUUGGCAGUUUUAGAAAGAGAAAUCACCAAGUACAUCGACGAAGGCAAAGACGACUACAAGCAGCAAAAAGAGGCAGAACUUCAGGAGAUACAAACUCAGCUGACUGAGGCUGAGAAACAGCGGGAGAAAAUCAACAAGGACAUGGCCAGCAUCCGUCAGGAUAUAGACACGCAGAAGGUCCAAGAACGCUGGCUUCAGGAUAAUCUGACCCUGAGAAAGCGUGUGGAGGAGCUGAAGGAGGUUUCCAGGAGGAGAGAGGUUUUACUGAAGGAGAUGGGAAACAUGCAGGUCAUGGAGCUACGCAGCGAGCGGCGGGAGUUGGAGCGGAAGGUGGAGGACCUGAAGAAGAACCGCAGCGUGGCUCUGGGCCGACAGAAGGGCUUUGAGGAAGAAAUCUUGCGUUUCCGUAAGGAACUCCGUGAGGAUCAGUACUGCCAGGCUGAGGAGAGAUUCAGGGACAAGAUGAUAAUCAUGAGGACCACGGAGCUGGCCAACAAAGACCUGGACAUCUACUAUAAAGCUCUGGACCAAACAAUCAUGAAGUUUCACAGUGUGAAGAUGGAAGAAAUCAACAAAAUCAUCCGAGACCUGUGGAGGAGCACGUACCGUGGACAAGAUAUUGAAUACGUGGAGAUCCGCUCUGAUGUGGAUGAAAAUGCCUCUGCUGGUACAAAGAGACGGACCUACAACUACAGAGUGGUCAUGGUCAAAGGGGACACAGCUUUAGACAUGCGAGGACGCUGCAGUGCUGGACAGAAGGUUUUGGCGUCACUCAUCAUCCGGUUGGCUUUGGCAGAGACGUUCUGUCUGAACUGUGGAAUCCUUGCACUAGAUGAACCCACUACCAAUCUGGACAGAGAGAACAUAGAGUCUUUAGCCCACGCCUUGGUGGAAAUCAUCAAGAGUCGCUCUCGACAGCGUAAUUUCCAGCUGCUCAUCAUCACUCACGAUGAGGAUUUCGUGGAGCUCCUGGGUCGCUCCCAGUACGUGGAGCACUUCUACAGGAUCAAGAAGAACCAAGACCAGUGCUCAGAGAUCUCCAGAUGUAGCAUCACAAGUCUAAACAGCUACCUGCGUUAAUACGCUCAGCGUAAAUCUCAAACAGAAAGGACCAGUUAACGCUGGGAAGUGUGUGAGAUUAAAAAAAAGGACCAGAUCCAAAAUCAGACAAAAUGGGAGAAUAAGGCCUCGCUGAGAGUCACAACACUACUGACGUGAUUAUAUUCUGUUUCAGCUUUGUAAAGAAGUUUAACUAGUUGUUAUAUUCUCUGUUAAAGUUAACCCCCCCAAAAAAUAAAAUAAAGACUUACCCGUCUGUAAACUCUGGAUGUUCAGAGCUGAUGGACUUUUUUAUGUACAGCUCAGUUUUUAUGAGAUUCCUGUACUGCUGGUUUGAGUUGGGAUUUUUUUUUUUUUUUUUUUUUUUACAUAUAUAAGUAAACUGACAUUUACUAGCUAAUGGUGAGAAGGUUCGUGUGUGUGUAUGUGAGACGAGGUGGUUGUAUCUGUACACGUUAUCAGUCAUCCUCUUGACUUGCUCAUAUGAGACAAAUAAUCUAAAAUAAUUAAAAAAUAAAUAAGAGUCUGCAGCAAGGACUGUUUGUGAUUUAAAAGAAACGGAUUCGCUGAUUUGUGUGUUAUUGUGUAGCGUAAUAUUUAAUACCUAGUGUCUUUAAGCAGAUCAUUUUUUAAUUCUACUUAAUAUUUAGAAUCUAAUAGACUACUACAAGUAUUACUACAAGUGUAUACUACUUACCACCAUUCAUUUACCUGUUGCAGUUCAUUUGGCUGCAUCUAAUCUUAGAACUGAGACCGCUCUCACAACCAAACAUGGUCAAGGAAUUUAAUUUUUUGUAAUCUUUUUGGCGAAUUGUCAUUAAACACUUAAUUUCCCCUGUUCAGCGAAUUUGAAGCAUCAUAGUAAGCAGAUCUCCAAACCUAAUCAACCACGUCUUUAUCAAGAUUACCCUGUGUGCACUGGUUUUCUAGUCUCUACAUAAUGCUUACUGUGCAGAAUAACAGCUUCCAAGAAGAUGAGCGUUGGUUUAUUUCCGGCUUUUAUGCACAUAUAUAUUCUCUGGAAGCAUGCGUUAGGAUUGUGUCUCGAUUUAGACUGCACAAGCAACCUGAAGAAUCUGUUAACUUCAACCCAACUUUACUAAACAAGAUGAAGGCGGUGAUCGUGCUUCUUGCUACUGCUGUUGCGUUUGCCUACGGGGCGUCUCAUUUAACUCUAAAGACUUUAUCGAGUAAAGUAAGGGAUCUGCACAAGGAAACGCUGAAUACAGUAAGGCUUUUAGUUUCUUUAGUUUCUUUUAAAUUUUGCGAGUGUAUAAAUACAACCUGAUUCACAUUAAUGUUUUGUUUCUAGGAGAAGUAUGACUCGAUCUUUGUGAAAGACCUUAAAAAGAACAAAACGGACAGCUGUGAGGCUGAGUUUUUCUGUCAGGCUGAAAGAGUUUUAUCUGAAGUUAAACUCUCUGAGAAAGUUGAUAAUGAAAGGGUUAAUUACCUGGUCAGGUAUCUGAGCGUGUACAAUAAUGGGAAGAACUGCACUGUCCCAACGAAAGGAGAUGAAAUAAUCCUCCGUUCUUUCCUGGACGAUCUGGUCAAAUGUAUCCAAAAGACCAUGACCAGACACUGAUUCUCACAGCCUUUCUAAACUUCUUUUCCUUUAAUUUAUAAAAUCAAUGUGAAAUUUAAUUUAUAAAAUCACAUGUGUAAAUUACAUCUAAGGCUCUAAAUGUAUUUAUUUUUGUUUCAAUGUUUUCACAUUGCCUUUAAAUAAAUAUAUUGCAACAUA
Clarias gariepinus (North African catfish) is the source of this 5765-nucleotide messenger RNA. It is a transcript of the gene rad50, whose product is annotated as RAD50 homolog, double strand break repair protein. Bases 101 to 4042 code for a protein of 1313 amino acids. The record is from RefSeq and is a predicted model, not a curated record. NCBI's taxonomy places the organism in Eukaryota, Metazoa, Chordata, Actinopteri, Siluriformes, Clariidae. The transcript has 28 exons. Gene Ontology annotation, cellular component: nucleus; Mre11 complex; condensed nuclear chromosome. Gene Ontology annotation, biological process: telomere maintenance via recombination; double-strand break repair; chromosome organization involved in meiotic cell cycle. Gene Ontology annotation, molecular function: double-stranded telomeric DNA binding; G-quadruplex DNA binding; ATP hydrolysis activity.